Molecule: messenger RNA, 1083 nt
Organism: Trichoderma aggressivum f. europaeum
Lineage: Eukaryota; Fungi; Ascomycota; Sordariomycetes; Hypocreales; Hypocreaceae
Exons: 1
Coding region: 1-1083 (360 amino acids)
Source: RefSeq, a predicted model, not a curated record
AUGCAGUCGCGGGCUCAGUUCAUGGACUUGCCUUCCGAGGUCAGGAUUAUAAUUUGGAAGUAUGCUUUACGGCCACUAGCCUAUAAUUUCCCGGCGGUGCACUUCUUUUCCCUGGUCAACAAUAGAGAGGAUGGCAACGGGGCGGCAAACAUUAGCACUCUAUGCGAAGGUGCUAGCAACCAACAUUGUUCCGGCUAUCACCUUGCAGCACCCAAGUUGAAUUCUGACGAUGGCAGCCAUUCCUGGACAAAAAACAACCCAUCCGCGUAUCUCUGGGAUUUCGGUUUGUGGGGGGCAUGCAAAGAGUCCAGACAAGUUAUCGAGGCACAUUACGAGCAGGUUGACUGGACUGGGUAUUGGAGACGCUGCUAUCACAGAGCUCCCACCUAUAGCCAAACCUCCGUUUCGCUCAUUGCGCCAGGAAAUAACGAGAAGUUGCGCUUCCUUCUUCAUCCAAAGCGAGACCUGGUGUGUCUUCAGGCAUUCGAUCCAAGCACUAUCCGCUGGUGGGACAAUCAUGAUACAAAGGACAUUUGCGUGGCUAGUAAUGCUCCGGCCAGUUUUUAUGCCCCCAAAAUAUUCAACUUUGGCAAUAUUGCGAUAGCCUAUGACCCAUGUUGGAAUGAUAUCGGUGCGAAAAUCGAGAGUGGCAACUUUUGUCAACUUCUUACAGAGCAAAGCGCUCGAGGCUUCUUUAUACGCACCCUCGCCAUCGUCGACGACUAUGCUCGCUGCUAUGGAGGUAAUCGCGGCCCAAACUUUUGGCUCAUCGAUAACAACCUACAGCGAGUCCACCCAUUCAAGAAGAACAGAAGGCACAAAAAUAUAUUCUACGGCAAUGGUCAGAAUUUUGUCGAGGUUCAAAAGUCGACUAGACGCAGCUUGUCGUCUGGUAAACACAGUUCGGCGCUCGACUUUCUGGAUACUCUUGCCAUGCUACUUAAUGGCGACAGACCUAGCCACUAUAUUCAUCACAAAAGUGGCGCGGAGAAGUGUUAUAUGUGCGAGGGUUCAAAUCGAUAUCUCACAUAUUACCAGAUCCGUCGUCAAGUUCGUGUUUUGAUGCGCAAGGAGAGCACAUGA